AUGGGGUACACUGAUGGAGCAUAUAAUUUUUCCAAAAUCCAAGGAAUUUGUUGGAUUUCAAAUGAAAUUUUUCGUAAUGAAUCGUAUCUAAAUACACCAACAGAAAAUGAUGGUUUAACAGAUGAUGAUUAUGCUUUCUCAUGGUGGUUUUGUUUGGGUAAACAAUUAUUAAAUCGAACUGAAUAUGCAUUGAAAUGUAUUUUAUUACAACAACAAGAUUGUUAUGUUCCAUGUUCACCAGUCGAUGAAGUUAAUUUAAUACCUGUUAGACAGUAUGAUUCAAAUAAUAUAGGUUCAUAUGUAUAUAAAGAUUUUAACGGUUAUUUACAAUUACUUGGUUCACGUACUGAAGAAUUUGCUAUAUGUGCAUCAUUAUCAUCAUCAAAUAUUGCUGUUUUUCCAACAAAUACUCCACUUAAAUUUGUUGUAUCACCAUUAUCAUCUUCAUCAUCACAAAUUCGAAAUGUUUUAUCAAGUUGUCAUAUAUUUAUUCGAUCAUUUGAUAUGCAAAUUCGUCGUACACUUAAAUCAUCAACUCAUCAUAAUACAUCAUCACAUCGUUCUCGUGCACGAUAUCCAAAAAUUCAAGCAACUAUUGAUGAUCAAUUUAAAUGUUUAAAACGAUCUAGCAGUAGUGAUCAAAGUUCAACAAUAAAAGAUGAUCAAACAACAGCAACAACAACUAAUGAAGGUUAUCGUUCAGGUUCAUCAGCUCUACAAAGACGAAAUAAUAAUAGACAACAACGAGCUACUAGUGUUGAUAUCGGAGAUGAUUCACAACAUACUGAACGUCGAAGAACAUUAUCAACAGAUGAUAAUACAGUUUAUAAUUCACUUGUUCGUCCUGUUCGAGGAAGGGCAAAAUCAAUAUCAUCAACCUAA
Molecule: messenger RNA, 882 nt
Organism: Rotaria sordida
Lineage: Eukaryota; Metazoa; Rotifera; Eurotatoria; Philodinida; Philodinidae
Source: the annotation of a GenBank genome assembly